UGUAUGUUGUUUUCACUAGCAUGUCGCGCCCAAACUUCCUCAUUUCAUAUCAUAACAGGGCUUCAUGAUUUAGGAUUAAAUGAGCUAAUGAUGUUCUAUAUUAUGGAGUGAUUAUUUCAGAUUUCAUUAUCAAAAAUGGGUUAUUGGUUCAAUUUAAGACUCGAUUCAUUGUUUCUGACGAGUUCUGGCAGUGUAGGAAAUGUGAUCUGGAUGUUGAUUGCUGUUUUUACUAAAUCCUGUUGGAGUUUUAACAUUGAUGUUACACGACCUCUUGUCUAUAAGGGCAAUAAUGGAACUAAUUUCGGAGCUGCCGUGGAUUUAUUAAAUAAUACUGAUGGAAAAUGGCUCUUAGUUGGUGCACCACUUGAUUCAUUAUCCUAUGCAAAAAAUUACAGUCAGACAGGCAACGUGUUUCUGUGUCCUGUACAAGUCCAGAUAAAAUUAACAAAUCUCACUAAUUGCACAGAAAUAGGACUAACAGACUUAAGGAAAAUUGUUUCUCAUGAAUCCAGACUGGGCGCAAGUUUAAUGGUUUUAGACGAUACUACUCUCGUUUGUGCCCCAGGAUUUAAAAAUGUAUACAAGCAAAAUGCCACUUCCGGUGCAUGCGUAUACUUUAAGAAUAAUGACAUUUCUGAUAUAUCCGGUCUGCUUAUUCGAAUUACAAAUAAUGACUCGAAGUUCUCCUGGUCCAUGUUUGGAUUUUCCAUGGCGCCUGGAAUAAAUGAAACAUUUCCUUACACUGUUGGUGGGCCAAACAGCGGACAUCAAGACGACUCCCAUAACGAUGCAGAGGGUGGACUGGCCACUUUUACUACGUCCAGUCGAGGAUUAACGAGCCGAUUUGUAGCAGGAACGACCUCCAUUCAACCAGGAUCAUAUUUUGGUUUUUCCCUGGAUAGUGGAUUGUUCGAUGGAGAUAAAUUCUAUUAUGUCGCGGGAAGACCGGGUUUUGCCAACAAAGCAGGGAAUAUCGGAAAUGUAGAGAUUCUGGAAUUUUUCGAAGCUGGUAAAAAGACUACAAAGAAGCUUAUAGCUGGCAAACAGCUUGGUGGUGGAUUUGGUUAUUCUGUGUGUGUGGCGGACGUAAAUGGAGACAGCAUAGACGACGUUCUAAUUGGUGCCCCUUUGGAGUAUAUCAAUCAGUCAAGUGGAAGCAUUAUCGUGGAUAGUGGUUCUGUUUAUAUUUACCUCGGAACUGGGUCCUCUGACAUCAUCAAAGACAAUCAUUUAAGGAUUUCUGGGAUGAGCAAACCGUGGGCCCGAUUUGGAACUGCCAUCAUCGACCUCAGAGAUAUUUCAAACGAUGGAAUAUCGGAUAUUGCAAUCGGAGCACCUUUUGAAGAUGACCAUAGAGGGACCGUGUACAUAUACAAUGGAAAAAGUGGAAACUUCACUGACCCUUGGGAUUAUUCACAAAGAAUUUCGCCGGAUGAUUUAAAUUUAGGAAUCCGCGCUUUUGGCUUUUCUUUAUCCAGAUCUCAUGUAGAUAUUGACGACAACUUAUAUACAGAUUUGGCUGUCUCUGGAUAUAAAACAGACCAAGUGGUCAUUCUUCGGACACGUCCAGUAGUUCACGUUGAAGUAGAUAUAAUCUCCACUCCAGAAAGUAUCCCUAUCAAUUCUACUGGCUAUGAAUGUAAUGACGGCAAUGACUAUCCAUGCGUGACACUACAUUUACGGUUCCGUGUGACCGGAAAAGGAAUAGAAAAUGGCGUCUAUAUGAACUACACUUUAUUAAGUGAUGAAUUCUCCGACACCACAAGAUUUUUUCUUCGACGGAAUAACAGUGUUAUAGGGAAUUUUAACAAUUCACAGGAAUCUCAAAUGGUUUUGUUAAAGCCAAACACGAAGACAAUCAUUAAUAUUAACUUGACAGCAGAUGCCAUCGACUGGAGGUUUUUCCAAUCCCUUACAGACCCAGUAAGUGUCCAUUUGAUGUUUUCUCUAGCUGACAUAACAGUGAAUGAGGAAGUCCCACCUAUUCUACAUUCAGACGUGAUAACUAGCCGCUAUAAGACGCUAGAAAUCAAUACAAAUUGUUCCUCUUAUCCCUGCAAGCCAGAUUAUGUAGCACAUUUGCGCUCAGUGGAAAGCAAUAUGACAUUGCAAAGAAACCAAGAACUAGAGUUUCUGAUGUACUUAACAAAUGCUGGAGACCCGGCGUAUAAAACAGAUUUUUACAUAGAAACCUUCCCUAAGAUGGAUUUUUAUAGAAUUACAGAAGGAACUAAGGACCUCAAAUGCACUGUUCUCUACUUUGGUGUAUUGCACUGUAUUGUACACUCAGUGACUCGUAGAGAAAGGUUCUAUGCACAUCAAAGAUAUAAGUUUAUGUUAAAAUUCUUCGUUGACCCUGACGCAGCUGUGGCUAGGAAGUCGGACCACGUAAAAAUUGAAGUUAUUUUCAAUUCAACAAUGGAAGAUGAAAUUAUGCCACCUAAAACGUUUGAGAUGAUAAGUUAUUUUAACCUUCAUUCAGAUGUAAGGGUCAUUGGAGGAUCAGACCUAUCGGACCUAAUCAUAGCCUCCACAUCCCAGACCGUAUUUAAAUACUCCGUAACAUAUGACAUCCACAAUGAAGGACCUAGUCCACUUGGUGCAAAUCUUAACAUAACCAUAGCUAGCAGCAAAGGCAACAAUAAAAUUCUUAAGGAUAUAACGGUCAACAGAGGAAAUUGUACAGCAGAAAUGAAAAUCGACAUAAUACGUUUAGGAGAAGCUGGCAAUUUGAUAUCACAACCUCUGAAAGAUAACGUAAAGGAGGAAACUUCAACUGAUAUUCUUUGUGGUCUUCCUGGAAUCAGUUGCACUUACUUGAUUUGUGAUCUUGGAUUCAUUAAAGCAACAGAGUUUGAGAGUGUAGAACUAACGAUGGAUCUUGAUUCCAACUCAUUCUCAAAUAUUCUUAAGGACUUAAAUACUAACGCCGCACAAUUUGUCACCCCAGGAGAGCUUCGUUUGUACAACAACAAAAUACCAGCCUCUAUAAAUGUUACAGAUAAAGGAAAGGUAGCAUUGAGAGUCUCAUUGGGCUCCACUGGUGUGACGUCAUCUGACCUACUUUGGUACGCUGUUGGGGGCAGUGUUGGAGGAUUCUUGUUUCUUGUUAUUAUUGCACUUAUUCUAUGGAAGUGUGGGUUCUUUAACCGGAAAAAAAGGGGAGAAAUCGACAGAGCCAAAAGGCAGUCCCAGAUGAAACAGAGGCAGAGUAGAAUGAUGUCACAAUUUGUCAGUAAGGAGCUGAACAAAGGUCACGAGUCAUCAAUCAAUGGUACUGACAGAGGCUCCCAAGGGUUUAGACAAAGUACAAAGAAAGACUAUCCGGAUUUAGAUGUCCAAGACAGAUAACAGAAAAAAAAUGGUUUUAAGUUUUCUAAUCUUAGAUGUUCUCUGUUUUCAUGAGAGUAUCUUCAAAUUCGAAAUGUACUCACAUUUCGUUGAUAGUACUCAAUGAGGCAAACUGGAAAGGAAAUUUUACAUUCCUUUCAUCACCGGUGAAUGACUUUUUUUAACCAGAGAGUGUGUGUGAGAGGUGACAAAUGUUUGUGAUAUGUGUAGAAUGUGCUAAUGGAGUCCAUAAUUCAUACUUUCAUUUGUUUCCAUUUUGAUGGAACAAAUCAUCUUAUAUUUAGAGGAAAAAUAAAUCAUGAAACAGUUGUUACAACAACAAUUAAAAAAUGCAUAAAUGGGUCUGCAGAUGACGUACAAUGAAGCAAAAAAUUAUAAAGAAUAAGUGAAAUAUAAUCUGUUUUAUCUGAAAAGUUAACGAAUGUACAUGUAAAGGAAGAUAAUUAUGUAUGCAUUGACAUGUAAACAGAAAGAGAAUGGCAUUUUGUAUGCAUUUGACCAUUAUUUCUACCAGUUUUUGAUUGCAAUUUUUUUAAAAGCAUGGCGAGAUUUUUUUUUAUUUCAUUACGGUCAGAAAUACUCUAUUAGAUGAUCUGCAGCUGAACAUUUUUACAGUGGAGAGAAAUCCUUGGAUAAAAUGUGCAGUGGUAUCACUAUGAUGUUAAUCAAAUUUUAAAUUUAUUUAAAGGUUUCUGUUCAUUUUUUACUAGUACGUGUACUAGUGAAUUUUUUUUUUCAUAAAUACUCCUGAAAAUAUCAUAUUCGAUGAUUACCUCGAACACAUUAUCAAUUUUGACCACGAACCAAUUGCGUGACAUAAAAAAAUCAUCACCAAA
Saccostrea echinata is the source of this 4187-nucleotide messenger RNA. RefSeq names its product integrin alpha-4-like. Bases 136 to 3351 code for a protein of 1071 amino acids. Gene Ontology annotation, molecular function: integrin binding. The record is from RefSeq and is a predicted model, not a curated record. Lineage: Eukaryota; Metazoa; Mollusca; Bivalvia; Ostreida; Ostreidae. Gene Ontology annotation, biological process: cell-matrix adhesion; cell adhesion mediated by integrin; cell-cell adhesion. Gene Ontology annotation, cellular component: integrin complex; external side of plasma membrane. The transcript is spliced from 22 exons.